Messenger RNA from Perognathus longimembris pacificus (Pacific pocket mouse), 874 nucleotides. RefSeq names its product methyltransferase like 26 (gene Mettl26). The coding region runs from base 148 to 699 and encodes 183 amino acids. The record is from RefSeq and is a predicted model, not a curated record. The transcript is spliced from 6 exons. Lineage: Eukaryota; Metazoa; Chordata; Mammalia; Rodentia; Heteromyidae.
GUCGGCGGCCGCCGAGCGCAACAAGGAGCCCAUCCUGCGCGUGCUCCGGCAGUACGUGGACCCGGCCCGGCCGGCGCGAGUGCUCGAGGUGGCCUCAGGCUCCGGCCAGCACGCCGCGCACUUCGCGCAGGCCUUCCCGCACGCCGAAUGGCAGCCGUCAGAAGUGGACCAGCGCUGCCUGGACAGGUGCGGCGGCACGGCGCUGGGAGAACCGCCCUUGCUCAGUCAGGGUCGCUGCCCGGUCGUCUCCUGCGGCUUCCCGGGCCCAGGCAGGUGGCAAGCAUUGCAGCCAUCACUCGAGCCCAGGGCCUAUCCAACGUCAAAGCCCCACUGUACCUGGAUGUGACCUGGGAGUGGGAGCACUGGGGUGGGAUCCUGCCGCAGUCGCUGGACCUGCUGCUCUGCAUCAACAUGAUUCACAUCAGUCCCCUGAGCUGCACCAAGGGGCUUUUCAGAGCAGCCGGACACCUGCUCAAACCCAGUGCUCUGCUCAUCACCUAUGGGCCCUUUGCAGUCAACGGCAAGAUCUUUCCUCAGAGCAAUGUGGACUUUGACCAGGCUCUCAGAAGCAGGAACCCUCAGUGGGGUCUGCGGGACACAGCUAUCUUGGAGGAGCUGGGCUGGUCAAAUGGCUUGCUUCUGGAAAAGAUGGUGGACAUGCCAGCCAACAACAAGUGCCUGAUUUUCCGGAAAGAGUAACCCUCUCCUUCAUCCUGCAGCUCUGCUGAAGGCUUUGUUGGGUGUAACUAGACCCCAGGCUUUGCUUCCCUGGCCUUGGGAAUAACCAGCCUCACUGGGCUCUUGGCCAAUGGCCAUAGGGCUGCCAGAUCCUGGGCCCAGUGGACCUUUGAAUAAAGCAUUUCCUGCUACCCCA